Molecule: messenger RNA, 1185 nt
Organism: Colletotrichum spaethianum
Lineage: Eukaryota; Fungi; Ascomycota; Sordariomycetes; Glomerellales; Glomerellaceae
Product: putative transcriptional regulatory protein
Exons: 4
Coding region: 1-1185 (394 amino acids)
Biological process (GO): positive regulation of transcription by RNA polymerase II; DNA-templated transcription
Cellular component (GO): nucleus
Molecular function (GO): zinc ion binding; sequence-specific DNA binding
Source: RefSeq, a predicted model, not a curated record
AUGCAAUGGACGCCCUUGGGUGCCACUGAGACUCCCGACGUGUCCAACCUCCCGCCACUAGACUAUGCCAUGUUCUUGUUCAACACGGCAAAAUUCUACCUAGGCGCUGUGUUUUAUGUCAUCGAUGAACCGUUGUUCUUGAAGAAUAUGCAAGAGCUGUACGAAGACCCGGUAGCGAAAGCCAGCGCUUCGAGAUUAUGGUACGCCCAGUACUUGCUCAUCCUAGCAUUUGGCAAGGCCUUUGUCAUCGGACAGGCACUGCGCAUUGGCAUAGUCGAGGGCAUUUACAGGCAUAUGCCCGAAGAAGUAGUGGGCGCCGAAUAUUCGAGGCGCUGCAACAUCGUGUUCUGGGUGGUGUACACCUUGGACAGAGAAUUCGCCGCCCUCAUGGGCGCACCGACAUCGAUCCGGGAUGAGGAUAUCACGGUCAAGCUGCCUUCGAAGGUUGACAAUUCCCUCGACGCACUGAAUAUGACUCUGCAUGUCCGACUCUCGCGCUUGAUGGCGCACAUUCUUACGACUGUGUACGGUGUCGGCAAGGAGUUUGAUGGCUCACUUGUCCCAAAUACCCAGUCUAUCCUUAGAGACCUUGCACGUCUAUCGCGAGACCUGACGGCAUUACUAGACACUCACUUCCAAGGGUCUGUUAGCAGGGCAUCGAGGAUGGCAUUGCGACUUAUCCUGUCUUACCACCACACCGUCCUCCGAACCCUCCGCGUCCUCGGUGACGAAGAUCUCCUCGAAGCCUUCCUACCUUUUCAGCUUGAGGACGCCUUCUCCUCGGCCUUCCUACUCUACCUCAUCCGUGCCAUCAGCCCAUCCCUACUGCAUGACGACUCGUGGUGCGAGAAUAUCAUGUGCGUUCUGGACAAGAUGAUCUCCAAAGGCAGCUUGGUCGCGCCGCUGCGGAAGCUAGAGCUCAGCCAACUCGAGCACACCAUGUCGGCCCUGACGCCAGUGGGGGAGGAGCCGCCGACGCCGCCGUUGAGUACGGCACAUCCGCAGCAUCACCAUGGCCACGAGCAUGGGUCAUUUUUGGAUCAGAUGGAGGAGGCGGGGUGGGACAUUUUUGAUACGAGCGGCAUGGGCGGUCUUUCGCCGCAGGCGUUAUUGGAUUUGGCGGAACGCUUGGACGUGGAGGAUCUGAUACAGUCCGUUGAUGCCGAUGAGGAUCACAGAAGGUAA